This is a messenger RNA of Cynara cardunculus var. scolymus (artichoke), 1991 nucleotides long. Its product is annotated as hydroxymethylglutaryl-CoA lyase, mitochondrial-like. The record is from RefSeq and is a predicted model, not a curated record. Gene Ontology annotation, molecular function: hydroxymethylglutaryl-CoA lyase activity. Gene Ontology annotation, biological process: ketone body biosynthetic process; L-leucine catabolic process. The coding region runs from base 490 to 1776 and encodes 428 amino acids. NCBI's taxonomy places the organism in Eukaryota, Viridiplantae, Streptophyta, Magnoliopsida, Asterales, Asteraceae. The transcript is spliced from 9 exons. Gene Ontology annotation, cellular component: mitochondrion.
UGCCUCAAGAUGGAUUUAAGGAAGUUCCAUAAAGAUGAAGAACUGAAAACCAAACCCCUAAAAAGUAGGGUUUUUGUCUUGAUUUGUGGCGGUGAAAGUGACAACGACGUGGAGAGGGAGCAAUUGACUAGGAAUCUAAGCUUUGAAUUCACACAACCACACGUUAGGUGCGAUGCAUACAACUUCAACUACUUCUCUGCAAUUUUAAUUUAUUAAAGAAAUUGCAUCACCACAUGUAUGGGAGUGGGCAGGCUGCUGGCAGUCCUGUACCUUACGUUUUCUCCUUUUUACACCUUUUCUUCAUUUAUAUAUAUAAUUUAUAUAGGCUAUAUAUUAGGUUCUUUUGACUUAUAGGAAUUGACAAUUUCUAGAAGAUCAUUCCUCCUGCUGCCUUCCUUUAUAUCAGUUUUAGAUCAGGGGUUGCUAUAUUCUGCUUCUCUCUAGGAGGUUUUAUUGAUUUCAGCGGUGAAUUGUUGUAUUGCUUCUGCAAUGUCGAGUUUGGAGGAGCCUCUUGGUAUGGACAAGUUGCCAGGUCUAAGCACCAUUGAUCUUUUCCAAAGAUUCUCAUCCAAUGGCUGCAGCACAAGCCGAGGGGACACUGGAAUGGGAAGUUGCUGGAUUGAGCAAAAUACUUCCAGCUCAUCGAAUAGCUAUGACCUGCAUAUUCUCAGGGAAGAUUUUGAGUAUGAGCAAGAAGCAUUCACUUGGAGGCACCAUGCAAGAGAUAUUCCAGAGAAUGACGUUAUUUGUCGAAGCCAAGGGAGGAACUAUGCAGCAUAUGGAAAUCGGUGUGAUUCACGACAUUUAGCCAACCUUCAGCAUAACUCAUACUGCAAUGAUGUAUGCCUACAGGACAUAACAAAUAAGAUAUUCAGAGGCAUACCAAAGUAUGUGAAGAUCGUGGAAGUUGGUGCAAGGGAUGGGUUACAAAAUGAAAAGAAUGUGGUGCCCACAUCUGUGAAGGUAGAACUAAUUCAGAGGCUUCUUUCUGCUGGAUUGUCUGUUGUUGAGGCCACAAGCUUCGUAUCACCCAAGUGGGUACCUCAGCUGGCGGAUGCUAGGGAUGUUAUUGAAGCAUUUAAAAGCUUAGAUACUGCAAGACUGCCUGUAUUGGUACCUAAUUUGAAAGGUUUUGAAGCUGCUGUUGCAGCUGGGGCAAAGGAAAUAGCUGUUUUUGCAUCAGCAUCCGAGUCCUUCUCAAAGUCCAACAUUAAUUGUACCAUUGAAGAAAGUCUUACCCGUUACCGUGCUGUUGUUCAGGCUGCUACAAAGCUCUCGAUUCCCGUUCGUGGGUAUGUAUCUUGUGUGAUUGGAUGUCCUGUUGAUGGAAUGAUUCAUCCAUCAAAAGUUGCAUAUGUUGCAAAAGAGCUUCAUGACAUGGGUUGUUGUGAAAUAUCACUAGGUGAUACAGUAGGGAUUGGCACACCAGGCACAGUUAUCCCGAUGCUUGGAGCGGUCAUGGCGGUGGUUCCUGUCGAAAAACUUGCAGUUCACUUCCACGACACUUAUGGCCAAUCUCUUCCGAACAUCUUAGUAUCCCUCCAAAUGGGAAUAAGCACAGUGGAUUCAUCGAUUGCGGGUCUAGGAGGGUGUCCGUAUGCCAAGGGAGCUUCAGGAAACGUUGCGACUGAGGAUGUGGUGUACAUGCUGGAUGGCCUUGGUAUCAAAACCAACGUCGAUCUGGGUAAGCUCUUGCAAACAGGUGAGUUCAUCUGUAAGCAUUUAGGACGCCCAUCGGGAUCCAAGGCUGCUGUCGCUUUUACUUCUAGGAUAUAAGAAAGUAGUCGUUUAUAUAUAUAUAUAUAUAUAUAUAUGUAUACAUAGCCAAAAAUGGAGAUUAAUAUUUGCCAGUUACAAGCAACUUGUUCAACUGGUCUUGUACCAUUCUGAAUCAAACAGAAUAACGCAUGUGGUUACUAUAUAAAGAUACCUAAUUCAUAGCAAAGGAUUAUUCUCUUUUUGGUGUGUAUGCUCAAAAGUCAAUGAAAGUC